Molecule: messenger RNA, 5240 nt
Organism: Syngnathus acus (greater pipefish)
Lineage: Eukaryota; Metazoa; Chordata; Actinopteri; Syngnathiformes; Syngnathidae
Gene: adamts5
Product: A disintegrin and metalloproteinase with thrombospondin motifs 5
Exons: 8
Coding region: 226-3117 (963 amino acids)
Biological process (GO): proteolysis; extracellular matrix organization
Molecular function (GO): zinc ion binding; metalloendopeptidase activity
Source: RefSeq, a predicted model, not a curated record
CUUUGUGAUUUGUUCUCCAAGUUCAGCCCAGACUGCGCACAGUUUCUCUGUGCUACGCCUUUCCCCCUCCAUCCCUGCUCCUCUUUAUGAUUUUGUUGACGCUGUUUUACAGGACAUGGCAGGAUGCGCUUUUGGGACCAACAAGUAAGUUGUCUCCUCAAGCUUCGCUCCUUCGUGUUUCAGACGUCAUAUAAUGUUUAGAUGCUGCCCUGUGUGGAAUGAACAAUGGUGAGGCUCCUUGGUGCUGCGGCAGGCGGCAUGUUUUGGUUCCCUCUACUGUUGCUGUGUGUGCUGCUGGAGACGGAACUCGGAGCCGGAGUCUCCGUUUUCCAGGGUUUCUACCUUCCACCUGCAAAUGGCUCGCUGAUCACACCAGCCAGGAGGACAGAUGGGGUCGUACGGACUAUUGAUCGGAUUUAUAACGGAGGGGGGAAGGCGGGGUACUUGAUCUACCUGGAUGGGAGUCGCUUUCAACUGGACAUGGAGCGUGAUGGGACCGUGAUGUCGCAUCACUUCAGCCCUCAGUAUGUACUCGCCAUGAUGGGAGGCAGCUCGGAGUCUUUGCAGCGGGACUGCGUGUAUCGCGGAACGGUGAACACCAAUCCGGAGUCCCUGGCUGUUUUCAACCUUUGCGGUGGAGGUCUGGAAGGCUUCUUCGCCAUGCACGGUGUGCGCUACGCGGUCACGCCGAUCGUCCGAGCCAAGGGGCACGAGAAUGACGCGCGCGCUCUGCAAGACAAGGACGCGGAACACGCCCUCCACGUCUUCACGCGUGAGAGCUUCACGUUUGAAGCCGCACGCGACGGCCGUGAGAGCUGCGGGACGCGCGAUCGUGGCAGAGGGCGCCGGGACGCAGCGCGGAAAAGUCGGCGCAAGGGUCGCUCGGGCAGAAAGAGGCCGGACAGAGAGAUGCAUGAUCUGGGAGCGCGCGGGCGGAGAUGGUGGAGCCGGCUCGUUCCAAAUGCAGCUGCGGACAGCCACAUGCGACGCAAAAGGUCGAUCUCUCGCUCCAGACAUGUUGAGCUUCUCCUGGUGGCAGAUGAGACCAUGACCAAGAAGUACGGCAAGGACUUAAACCACUAUCUCCUCACCCUGGCCUCCAUCGCUUCCAAGCUGUACGGGCACGCCAGUAUCGAGAACCCCAUCCGGCUGUCCGUGGUGAAAGUCACCACGGUCACCGACAAAGACAAAGGGCUGGAGGUGUCCAAGAACGCAGCGGCAACUCUCAAGAGCUUCUGCAAGUGGCAGAACCAGCAAAACCCGCUGGGCGACGACCAUCAAAACCACCACGACGCCGCCAUCCUCUUCACUAGGCAGGACCUCUGCGGCCAUCACUCCUGUGACACUCUAGGAAUGGCAGACGUUGGCACUAUCUGCUCUCCGGAGAGAAGCUGUGCUGUCAUUGAGGAUGACGGGCUUCACGCUGCAUUCACAGUGGCACACGAGAUCGGCCAUUUGCUGGGUUUGUCCCAUGACGACUCCAAAUUCUGCGAGGAGCGUUUUGGAGUGAACAGCGACAAGAGGCUCAUGUCCUCCAUCCUCACCUCCAUUGACGCAUCCAAACCUUGGAGCCGCUGUACCUCAGCCACCAUCACCGACUUCUUUGAUGAUGGCAAUGCCGAGUGUCUUCUCGACUUACCUCGUCAGCCCCUAUUGGGUCCCGAAGAGCUUCCGGGGCAGAGUUAUGACGCCGUGCGCCAGUGCCGCCUGGCUUUUGGGCCAGAAUACACCGUGUGCCCCGGCAUGGAUGUGUGCUCUCGGCUUUGGUGCGCAGUUAUUCGCCAGGGACAGAUGGUGUGUCUGACCAAGAAGUUGCCAGCUGUGGAGGGUACACCCUGCGGGAAGGGACGCAUCUGCCUGCAGGGCAAGUGUGUGGACAAAACGCGCAAGAGACAUUACUCGUCAUCCAACCAUGGCAGUUGGAGCUCUUGGGGUUCUUGGGGUUCAUGUACCAGAACAUGUGGUGGUGGAGUGCAAUUCGCCCAGCGGCUAUGCAACAACCCGCCCCCACGGAACAACGGGCGUUACUGCACUGGGAAGAGAGCCAUCUACCGGUCUUGCAAUGUUACGCCAUGCCCACCAUCAAAUAAGAGUUUCCGGCAAGAGCAAUGUGAGGUGCGCAAUGGCCCGCAGACAGAUCCUAAAGGGGUGAAAACCUUUGUUGAGUGGGUGCCCAAAUAUGCUGGAGUUCUCCCAAAAGAUGUGUGCAAACUCACCUGCAGAGCGAAAGGAACGGGUUACUAUGUGGUGUUCUCACACAGGGUGACAGACGGGACCGAAUGUCGUCCUUACAGCAGCUCGGUGUGCGUGAAGGGGAAAUGUGUGCGCACAGGCUGCGAUGGCAUCAUAGGCUCCAAACUUCAGUUUGACAAGUGUGGCAUAUGCGGAGGCGACAGCACAGGAUGCAUCCGAGUUGUGGGCAACUUCACCAAGAAAAGUAAGGGCUACACUGAUGUAGUGAAGAUCCCUGCAGGCUCCACCCACAUCAAGGUUCGUCAGCACAAGGCCAAAGACCAGACCCGUUACACCGCCUACCUCGCCCUCCGGAGACCCAAUGGGGAUUACCUCCUCAAUGGCAAGUUUAUGAUCUCCACCUCCGAGACCAUCAUUCCGCUCAACGGCUCUGUGCUUAACUACAGUGGCUGGAGUCAAAGGGAUGAAUGGGUCCACAGCAUGGGCCCCGGGGCCCUCCAAGAGGCCUUGGUAGUCCAGAUCCUUGCGACAGAUGCUAAAAAAACCCUGGAUGUUCGUUACAGCUUCUUUAUGCCACGCCGAACGACUCCACAGCAGCCACCGCUACUGCUUGUCCAAAGUCUGAAUCUGGCCCGUUUGCAGGGCACGACAACUGACACCAAAACCACCACCACUAGCGCUACGACGUCCUCCCCCACUCCCACUAUUCCGGUCCCUUCACCAACGAUAGUUCCCAGUUUGCCUACACCACCGCCCGGACCCCAAUGGGUGACAGGAGUAUGGAUGAGCUGCUCCAGGACUUGUGACACUGGUUGGCAGAGCAGGACAGUUCAGUGUAAGGACCAGGGCGGGAAGCUGUCCAAGGGAUGUUUGCUGAAUUCCCGCCCCUCCGCUUUUAAACACUGUCUUGUCAGAAAAUGUUAAAAUAGCAGGAGGAUGGGAACAAGACUUUGUAGGACAAAAGAAGUGGUCGAAUAAAAGUGCUGCAUGUUGGAAUAUGGACCAAUGAAUUUAAGACAUAAUCGAGAACCCUAAUCAGGACUGUGAAUGUUGAAGCAAGUCUCACAGAGACUCGGCUUAAAGAAUGUCUCAGAAUCGCAAAUCAUUAAGAGAGGACCCGUUUGUUUUCAAGUCAAGGACUUUUGUUGCAUGUUGACGACUCAACCUGUUUCAGCAUCCACAUGUACUUUGUCUUAUUUUGUGUCUUUGUUUGUGUGUGUGAGUGUAGAAGUCCUGUAUUCUCCUAAUUAAGGGAGACACGUGUCUUUUGCCCUCCAGCUUACUGCAUUGCUUUGACCAUCCAACUAUCCAGGGAUGGGGGCAGACGAUGACCAACAAUGGACGGGGAAACCCGGACGUUCGGUGUUUAAAUGGUGCUUUACACUCUGUCCAUUAUGCACAAUAAUGUAUUACACAAAAGUAGGGGAAACAGAUAUACUGAGGUUGAGACUUGCUCAGGCUCUCAAAGUUCCUUGCCUCUGCAAUAACUCGGGAAGAAUGACACAAGUGUUGAUUGCAUCUUCUCAAGAACAGAACAGUGUCCUUGCCAAGUCAGCUAUCAGAGGGGUAAAGUAACUACGACUCCAUGAUUGUCCUUAAACUGGAAGUCAACCCCAACAUUUUCUUUGUGAUAAUAUCUUCCGUGCAGCCCAAUUAGUCAAAACACGGUGUUCCGAUUCAUGUUUCCUUUGUGGAAAAUGAAUUAAACAGGCAAAAUCCAUCUGUUUUUAUCGGUCGCCGGGGGCGGCCAUUUUGCCACUUGCUGUCGACUGAAAAUGACUCGCAUAUUCUCAGGUCUCAGGUCAUAACCAAUCAAGGCUCAGCUUCAGGAAAACUGGUGAGCCGUGAUUGGUUGUGGCGACUGUGAUGUCAUUUACACUCGACAGCAUGUGGCAAAAUGGCCGCCAACUGAGAUGGAUAAAAACAAUCGGAUUUUACCUGUUUAACUCAUAUUCCAAAAAUGCAAUAUUUAUCAGAACCUUGUGUUUAGACUAGUGAGGGCACAUGCAACAUAUUAGUGUAAAGAAAAUUUAGGGGUUUACUUCCUCUUCAAGAUUGACGUUCUUGGAGGUUAAAGAUGCAUCGCUUAUUUUGCUUCAUUUUUGAAGUGUGUCUGUGUCUGUGUGUUUGUGCGUCUGCUGACUUGCAUUGAGAGUGACAUUAAAAAUGCAAACAAAGACAAUACACUGGGAAAUUUCCAUUGGUGUGCACUGCCUUUAAGCGGGGUACACACAUACUAAAAAAAUGGACCGAAUAUUUCCCACCACUUUUAAUCAGUCAGUGAAAUCCCAAUUUUCAGAUCUCACUGAAAGAUCCUGACUAGUGAAGAAAUGAUUUUAUGUGUGGUGUGCUGUCUUGGUUAUCUCAAGUACGCCACACGACACACGAUGAUUUCUUUCCUCAUCGAGUCGGAUCCCUCAUAUUUUCAAAAUCGGUCGAGAUUUUCAAAAUCGGUACGUGUGUGUCCCGCUUUACAUGUUAACAACUCAAUGUAAACCAUCUUGAACAGUGAAUGAUUUCAAUGUAUGUGUUAGUAUUCCAAACAAUUUGCAGAGCCAUAUGCACAUUGGUACACCUCAUUGAAACACACAGCUUCUUCCUAUGAGGAAAGCCCUCUCGCUGAACAGCAAAAACGGCACUGAGCUUGUAAUUUAUUGUUUGUACAACUGCUAUGUGUGAAUAACAACGCAACGAGAUGAGGUUUAUUUAUUGUAGUAAUUUUGUAUCAGAUUACUAUUUAACUUAGGACUAUGCAGAAUCCUCAGUGUCAGGAUAUAGUGUUUCUUUUCCAGUCGUGGGAUGUACAUAAAAUAUCUAUAUUUAAAAAAGAAUCUCACUGUGUGUGAUGUUUUUUUGUUAACUAUCAAUACAAACUUUUUUUUACAAAUUAUUCUCUAUUGACUCUAAGGACGGAAAGUAAAAUGUAUUGGGUUGCUAAACAGCAAGUGCUACAAAUCCAAGUAUGUCCCAAAUGUACUGAAUUUGAUGAGGUAUGGAGAAGUAAAUGUUAAAGAUGAAUGUACACAAUAAACUACAAUGUUGCAUUA